Knipowitschia caucasica is the source of this 321-nucleotide messenger RNA. The record is from the annotation of a GenBank genome assembly. Lineage: Eukaryota; Metazoa; Chordata; Actinopteri; Gobiiformes; Gobiidae.
AUGUCGCUGCCUUUCUUGUUUGUUGUCUUUCGUGUGUCCAGGUUUAGCGGCGAGAACGUGGAGAGGUCUGUCUCAGCUGUGCGCGUAAAGUUUUGGGAAGUUGUUGGAGAGAGUUCGCGGAGUGUGGAUCCAGAUGCGAGCAGAGAGAGCCGCCGUGCUGCUGGUGGAGGAGGAGGUGGUGUGGUGGUGGUGGACAGCCCUCUCUGCAAUCCCAGUUCCGGGGGGACAAAGGCGCAGGAGAGGAGGAACACACGGGGUGGAGUGCGGAGCGAGGAGCCGGUGCGUAAAAGCAGGUUUGAAGUGUCUAGACAGGAGCUGUAG